Protomyces lactucae-debilis is the source of this 1952-nucleotide messenger RNA. RefSeq names its product glucose-6-phosphate dehydrogenase. The coding region runs from base 1 to 1539 and encodes 512 amino acids. Gene Ontology annotation, cellular component: cytosol. The record is from RefSeq and is a predicted model, not a curated record. Gene Ontology annotation, biological process: glucose metabolic process; pentose-phosphate shunt, oxidative branch. Lineage: Eukaryota; Fungi; Ascomycota; Taphrinomycetes; Taphrinales; Protomycetaceae. The transcript has 3 exons. Gene Ontology annotation, molecular function: NADP binding; glucose-6-phosphate dehydrogenase activity.
AUGCCAGAGACAGAGACCAAGGCCGAUCUCCGCAAGCCCGUCUCCCUCGACACAGACACCGGCGACAACAAGAACGCCAUCUCCUCCGAUGUCACGGUCGUCGUCCUCGGCGCUUCAGGCGACCUCGCAAAGAAAAAGACCUUUCCCGCCCUCUUUGGCCUCUUCCGCAACAACUACUUCCCCGAUAAUGCUAAAAUCGUCGGAUAUGCGCGCACAAAGAUGAACGAGGAUGAGUUCCACGAGCGGGUCAAGUCUCACAUCAAGACACCCUCUCCCAAGGAUCAGGAUGCCCUAAAGGAAUUCCUGGAGAUGUGCACAUACAUCAACGGGCAGUACGACCAGGAUGACAGCUUCAAGGCGCUCAACACGCACCUGGAAGAAGUCGAGGGAGAGCGCAAGCAGCGCAAUCGCAUCUUCUACAUGGCCCUCCCACCCAAUGUCUUCAUCCCUGUUGCUCAAUGUCUCAAGCGCAACUGCUAUCCGGAAACAGGCAUUGCACGGCUCAUUGUUGAGAAGCCCUUUGGCCAUGACCUCGAGUCCUCCCGUGAGUUGCAAAAGGCCCUUCAGCCCAUUUGGAAGGAGGAGGAAACCUUCCGCAUCGAUCACUACCUCGGCAAGGAAAUGGUGAAGAAUAUCUUGAUUAUGCGGUUCGCCAACUUAUUCCUCUCCUCCUCCUGGAAUAAGAACCACAUCUCCAACAUUCAAAUCACCUUCAAGGAACCGUUCGGCACAGAGGGACGUGGUGGCUACUUUGACGAGAUUGGCAUUAUUCGCGAUGUCAUGCAGAACCAUCUGCUGCAAGUCCUCACCGUCAUUGCCAUGGAGAGGCCGCUCUCUUUCAACGCCGAAGAUAUUCGCGAUGAAAAGGUCCGCGUCUUGCGUUCCAUGCCGGCCAUCAACUCCAAGGAUGUCAUUAUUGGCCAGUAUGCAAAAUCAGAAGAUGGCUCCAAGCCGGGAUACCUCGAUGAUGAGACUGUCUCCAAGGACUCCAAUUGUGCUACGUUUGCAGCCAUGGCUCUCUACAUCAACAAUGAGCGCUGGGAGGGCGUUCCCUUCAUCCUCAAGGCCGGCAAAGCCCUGGAUCAAGCAAAAGUCGAGGUGCGCGUGCAAUUCAAGGAUGUGGCUGGUGGCAUCUUUGGCAAGAUUCCUCGCAAUGAGCUCGUCUUGCGCGUCCAGCCAGAUGAAUCCGUCUACCUCAAAAUCAACACCAAAAUGCCAGGCUUGUCGAUGCGUACCGCCACCACUGAACUCGACUUGACCUACAAGCGUCGCUUCUCAGACCUCAAGAUCCCCGAAGCGUAUGAAGCCCUCAUCCUCGAUGCCUUGAAGGGUGAUCACUCCAACUUUGUGCGAGACGAUGAACUGGACCAGUCUUGGCGUGUCUUUACACCCUUGCUGCACUUUUUGGAUCAAAACAAGGAUCUCAAGCCAAGUCCUUACCCGUACGGAUCGCGUGGUCCGCAAGAGAUUGACGAGUACCUCGCAAGCUUCGGCUACAAAGCCGAUGAAGACUACCAGUGGCCCACCACUAAUUUAUAGGAUCUCACUUGUUAACAAUAUUUAGCUUUUUUGCUUCACGUAUCACGAUUAUAGAGACAAGAACAUCUUGACAGCUGCAAGGUAUCACUGCAGCCGCACCAGUCAUGCAUAGCUAGGUUGCACGCAACGUAAGAAGGCAAUUGCUAGGUGUCUCAUCGACCCCAUUUGCAUCUAGACCAUUUCAGCCAACGUCCACUUUCAUAUUUCCAGGAGUACGCUCUUGGAUACCUUAUUACGAAGCUUGAGCAGAGAACUUUUGGACCUCAAAGUCGCAAGAUUCACCUACACAGGUGCCGUAGCAUUUGUAAGGCACCAGUGACCAUGGUCGAACCAAUGAAGCCUGCCAGGUGAAUAAGAGCAAGACAACGAACAGAUCAAGACAAAGAACAGACAGCUAUAAGCAGUGUGAUGAG